Messenger RNA from Rhinopithecus roxellana (golden snub-nosed monkey), 765 nucleotides. RefSeq names its product synaptonemal complex central element protein 2 (gene SYCE2). The transcript is spliced from 4 exons. The coding region runs from base 271 to 738 and encodes 155 amino acids. Gene Ontology annotation, cellular component: central element. Gene Ontology annotation, biological process: synaptonemal complex assembly. NCBI's taxonomy places the organism in Eukaryota, Metazoa, Chordata, Mammalia, Primates, Cercopithecidae. The record is from RefSeq and is a predicted model, not a curated record.
CUGUGCUCGCAGGUGGACCUGCCCCAUGUGAAGUGCAAAGACCAGGAGCCACAGCCCUUGGGAGAGAGCAAGGAGCAUCAGCGGUGGGAAGAGAACUGCAAGGAGGAAGCUGGUGGAGGGCCAGCUAGUGCCAGUUGCCAGCUGACAGUGCUGGAAGGGAAGUCGGGACUCUACUUCUCCUCUCUGGACUCAAGCAUCGACAUCCUGCAGAAGAGAGCCCAGGAGCUGAUCGAAAACAUCAAUGAGAGCCGGCAAAAGGACCACGCACUCAUGACCAACUUCAGGAACAGCCUGAAGACCAAGGUUUCGGAUCUGACAGAGAAAUUAGAGGAGAGGAUCUAUCAGAUUUAUAAUGACCACAACAAGAUCAUCCAGGAAAAGCUCCAAGAGUUCACCCAGAAAAUGGCAAAGAUCAGCCAUUUGGAGACAGAGCUCAAACAAGUCUGCCACAGCGUGGAAACUGUGUACAAAGACCUGUGUCUCCAGCCUGAGAGCCUAAGACUCAGACGGGGGCCAGAUCACUCUAGGGGGAAGUCCCCACCACGUCCCAGCGACUCACAGCCCCCAGACGUGUUCGUUUCUUCUGUGGCUGAAACUACUUCUCAGGUGGUUACCAGUAAACUGGCCCGACACCGUGGGGUCAGAUGUGCAGUUCUUUAUUUUCCUCUCCCUCACUCUGCUCCAACACCCAGCAUAAGGCACUACCCCCAGAUGGGAGGGACGGAGGGCACACUGUGAACUCGGUGUGAGGGGGUUGGCUGGAGC